Molecule: messenger RNA, 4961 nt
Organism: Anopheles stephensi (Asian malaria mosquito)
Lineage: Eukaryota; Metazoa; Arthropoda; Insecta; Diptera; Culicidae
Exons: 6
Coding region: 1583-4480 (965 amino acids)
Molecular function (GO): protein binding
Source: RefSeq, a predicted model, not a curated record
UCGCCGACUCCAUGCCAAACAGAUUUGGAACGUUGAACGUGAAGGGUGUGUGCUUACGCGCGACAGCCCUCGUGUGUGAGAUCGCGGAAGCGUGGUGUUUUGGCAGCGACGUAAAAUAUUUCGCGUUAUCGAGGUGCGUAAGCAAAGUGAAACAACGACGCGUGGAAAUAAUUGUGAAGUGAAGUUUAUGAAAGUGCACAUAAUUGUAAGGAGAAAAAAAAGCCUCUAGAAAUUAAUUACACUUAUCGAUUGUGUAAAUAAUCGAAUUUAAUUUAAUACCAACACGCCGUCUUGUUAGUGGGGAAAGUGGAGCAAAAGCCGAAAAUCGAAACGCAGCUAAACUUGAACCUAUUGGCCCUUUAUUCGUGGUCUGCCCUCUUGCAGAUAACGCACGAGCAGACGGCCACAUGUGCUGCAUUUAAUUUUGGGCAGCUCUUGAGAUUGGGGGGCCCCGUUUUCUAAUCGAAAAUUGUACAGAUCAGCAUUCAAAAGCCUUCCCAACGCUGGUUCACUCCUCCGCUUGGUGCUCAAGUGCAGUGUGUUGUGAAUGUGUUUCUUAUCUUUUUGCUCUCGGAGGUAAAAAAAUAACGAACCAUAGCAGGAGUUGUUUAACGUAAGUUCCUGAACCCGGAACAUGAACCAUUAUAACGAUGGAAGAAGAACUCUACACAGUCAGCAGAACCACUCAACAUGAUCGAGUUCCCGCUCAACUAGCAGGGCAACACGGCAGCCAUUCGAUAAGUUGAGCAAAAAAGCACGCUCGCAAGGUGCAUCGGAUAAACUGCUAGCAAACGUCAGCACAAUUUGUUCUGAUCCACCAAGACGAUCGUGUGCCCUUAAAAGCGCAAAGGCCAGUGGAGUAGCAGUGACACGGAGCUCUCCGUCCGGGGCUCAGAAUUACAGCUGAUGUUGAUGCGUUGUUGCUUCAUCGCGCUAUAACCGGUGGGUGUCAGAUUCGAGCCAAGAUCAGGCAGUUAAGGCAGAAGAAGAACAAGAUCCUCAAGACCGUACCGGAGAUCCGCGUUUAUGGAGUGAAGUGUGCUGACGGGUUGCAAAACCGAAAAGUGCACUGUUUGGUUGAUCUGAUUUCGUGUGCAACAGGGAGCGGCUUCUGAGGGACCGACCGGGUAGUGAAUCAUCUUCUCCCUUCCCAGGGUUACCCUCGAGGUAGGCGAUUAGUCCUGAGGAGCUUCUGUUUGUGGUACGCCCUCCUUUUACCCUACCUACCAGAGUGUUUACGGUUUUGUUUGCGUUUGGAGUUUGUUUUUUUUUUUUUGCGUUUGGCCUGACGAGUUUGCAAAAGUGUGUUGUGCAUGCAGUACUAGAGUGCAUUCGUAGAGUGUGCGGUUGUGUGUGUUGUUAGCUUCCCUUGCUGCCCUGGAGCAGCAGCUUGUAGCUGGUGAAGACAUAAAUUGUGCAGAAUAUACUCGCGAUUAGUCACUCGCUGGUGACAUCAGCCUUGUGUGUGUGCCUUGAAUUUUGAACCGGUCGGAAGUUGUCACAAGGACCGAUCUUACGGUCGCUCCAGAAAGCCGUCCCUUUCUCUGGAAUAGAGCUCGAGCGCGCGAAGAAAGGCCUCAAAAUGGUUCUCUGUGACAGUGAUUUAGAUUCCGCGGGCAUCUUGCAGAAGUGGAGCAAGCUACGACGCCGCUGUGCAUCGUUCAAAUCAGUCUCCGGUCCGGCAUCGCUCGAUUCGGACACCAACUUCAUCUUGGCCGAGCAUCCAGGUCACUAUCAGAUCAUCAGUACGGCGACGGGCUCACCGGUUCCGCCUCGUGCCGCUCUCGUGCCGAGCCAGUCGAAGCCACCGUCUCAGCCGCACCAUCAUCACCAUCAUCCACUGUACCACGGACACCACCAUCACCACAGUCCGCAUCAUCAUCAUCAGCUGCACCAUCUGCCACACCGGGCCCAUCCGCACCAUCCGCAUCAUCAUCAGCAUCACCACAGCCAUUUGCAUCAGCAGCAGCAACAUCAGCUCCAUCAUCAUCCGCUCGUCGACUACCCACUGCCGGGCAGUCACCUACUGGACGGACCACCACCACUCGCGUCCGGAUACGAUCCAAAAAACUGGGAACUGCGCCACUCGAGCUCGUCCUCCGCGUCUGCCUCGUCCUCCUCCACCAUCGGUGCACCGCCAGCCAUACCGGCGUCGGCAGGCCUCGGUCUGCCCGGUGACGAGUACUGGCACCACUUUCCGCACGAACCGAGCGAUGUCAAGCUGUGGCGUCUAGGUGCGCACCAGACGUACGCACACCGGAUACACGUGAAUCCGCCCCAGCGGCGCAGUGCGCACAGCAUCGACUGGGAGUAUAACGUGCAGCGGUACGAGAACAUGUGCGACAAUAUGGCACCACCGACCCAGCGUAUCUUCCGCACCGAGAAGCUCCAGUACUACGACGAGCUGGCGGAUGUAAAGCGAACGACCGCGGCGACCGAUGCCGGGGUCGGGACCGGGCUCGAAAGCAGCGGGGGCAUCAAGGUGGCGAAGGAAAUCAAGCUGCCCAGCCUGAAGACGUUCAAGUCGGCGUCGAUGCGUCUGCCGGGACAGAAAUCAUCCAUUCACGAGGUGCAACAAUUGCUGCGCAGCAAGUUCAACCGUAUACAUGCGGGAUUGCGCAAGAGGAGAGCGCUUUCGGUGCAGGAGGUGUUCCAGCUUCCGGGAACUCCGGGACCGGCCGGAGCACAGGCAACACCAACGAAACCCACGUUCUACGUGCCUUCGCCACUCGUGAGCGAACGAACACCACACCGCGGUGUGCAGACACCACGCUACAAUGAGGAAGAUGAAGCCGACGGCACGGGAGUUCCGUUCCUGGACGAGCAAGAGCGACUCGAUCGUCAAGACACGCUUCCUGCUGGCCAGCAGGAUGAAGAUGAAGGCCCCGUCAGCUUACCGUACAUCAGCGAAACGAUGCUGGCAGAUACGGCCGCCUCUGCGAAAAAGGUUACCCUACGAUCGACCGACCACAGUCCAAGCCCGCGCAAGGAACGCACCAAGACCUGGUACCGGAGCAUAGACUUUAAUGCGGCGCUCCAAAAGCUAGACUCCCAGCGACACUCGCUCGACACUUCCGCCAAAGGUACACCAAAGAAACAGCCCGAACCAGAACCGGCCGCUAGGGAGCGUAAUCGGACCACCGACGAGCCACAGCAACCGGCUGCCACCAAACCCAACUUCUCCAUCGGUGGACGCGUUAGCUUGCGCGAACGGGUAGAAAACAUGAACUUGAGUCGAUUGCGCCCUUCGAAGAUGUCUUCCACAUCGUCCGCCACCAGCAACAACGGUAGCCCAGUACCAUCCCCAACACCGGUGGCCGUCGUGAAGAAGCUAUCGGACGCACGCAAGAUACGACCGCGCAGUCACUCGCCGUUGAAAAACAUCAAGAUAAAUCUGUCACCGGUAAAGAAAUCGAACGCUGUGCCCUUGGCUGGUGGUACGCCCGCUGGUGACAAAGCUUCCAGCAAGCGGGAAUCGAUCGGCCUAUUCGGACGGUUGAACCGGAUGAUGCAUCAGCACGGUCUCGGUGGGCUUUCGUCGUCGGGCGAUAAGCCGACGGAUCCGGGCGCUCGCAAGCAGAACGGUAAACCGGGGACGCUCGCGGUCGGUAACGGUGCACCAGCGGCCAAAAAUGGAACCGAGGACGGGUCGGUGACUUCCGCGGUCGGUACACGCACCGGAACCGAUAAGGUAAUCGGUGGCACCACCAACCAUGGCGUCAGCUUCGGUGGGAAUGUUAGUAAACAGUCGACGAUACAGAAGCUGACCCAGCUCAGCAGUUGCAAUCGGCGGGAACAGCAGCAGCAGCAGCAGCAAAUGCAACAGUCAAAGACGGAAACUACGCAGGAACGUGACCGGAAAUCCAAACAGAUUUCCGAGUCCACUGUCAGUAGUAACGGCUUGAUCAAAGCGAACAUCACAUUCGCGGACAGCAGCAGCAACAAGCUUGGGUCGGAUCAUCGGCGCCAUCUAAACCGUCACAACACUGCCAACGAUGAGGAGGACGACGAUGAGGAGGACGAGGAGGACGACGAGGAUAGCAUUGAGGAGAGCAAGUUCUGUACCCUUCCGCGCCACGGUCCGAACGCAUUUACCAUCCGACAGGCUCGCUUUUCGAAAGGCAACGGAGCAAAAGCGCUCGGAUUUUCCAUUGUCGGCGGUAAGGAUUCGCCCAAGGGUUCGAUGGGCAUCUACGUGAAGACGAUCUACCCGAACGGGCAGGCGGCCGAGAAGGGUACGCUGCAGGCCGGCGACGAAGUACUGUCCGUGAACGGGAAGGCAUUCCAGGGCCUGUCGCACCAGGAGGCGAUCAACGUGUUCAAGGCGAUCAAGACGGGCGAGGUGGUGAUACUGAUCGGGCGGCGCAACAAUCGCCGGAAGCUGGAAACACCGUCACCGACCGAUUCGGGCACCGGUACGGCACCACCAUCGACGACCGGUUCGCCCACCAACGCCAUCAUCGCGUGCAGUGACGAUUGAGUGGCUACUAAACAACGCCAUGCUUAGAGCAUUCAUUGGGGAUACUACUGAGCGUGAUUGACACGUGGCUGAGCGCAGAGUGCGAGGAGACGCAAGCCGGGGGAAAAGUUAGGGGAACUAAUGGCAGCGCAAUAUGAUUGAAAUAUUUAAUAUUUUUUCUUACCAAAUACCAAAGGCUUCAAUAUCAAAAAACAAAGAAAAACAGGCACCACACACACACACACACUAACGCUACAUGCUGAGAAUGUAAAAUAUGGAGAAGGAUAUGGUGUGCAUAGAAAAGGGGUCGCCACCCCAGAAAAGGGGAAAAACAAAUUACCAGAUCGCAACAUUCAUCAACGCAAAACCAAAUCGUGUAAAGUGAAGGAGCAACGGAAGACAGCGGACCCAACACAGUCAUGCUGGAGGAUAUCCUUUCUAAUCAUUUAUUGUUGUUUUACGAAUGUAUUUGAAUGGAAAAAUAUAUCUAUUUACUUGUAAA